Aspergillus mulundensis is the source of this 1974-nucleotide messenger RNA. RefSeq lists its product as uncharacterized. The transcript has 4 exons. Lineage: Eukaryota; Fungi; Ascomycota; Eurotiomycetes; Eurotiales; Aspergillaceae. The record is from RefSeq and is a predicted model, not a curated record. The coding region runs from base 1 to 1974 and encodes 657 amino acids. Gene Ontology annotation, biological process: carbohydrate metabolic process.
AUGCUUCUCAUCCCGGGUCUCCUAUUCGGCAGUUGCCUGGCUCAAUCAUGCUGGAACAGUGUCCAGUGCACAGGGCCUCUGGAACCGUCCUUCCCCGGUCCAUGGGAGUCCAACAUCUAUGCCCCGACGUCGAGAACCGUCCAGCCAAGAACCGUCCUCCGUUUGCCAGAUGGGGACCUUGUGUCUGAGUACACAAAUCCAUCCAACUUCAUCUUGGACAGCAGUACCUCUGACCUGGUCUUUGACUUCGGACUCGAAGUGGGUGGUCUCGUGUCUCUCGAAUACACCCUGACGGGCCCUCAGACUCAACUUGGACUUGCCUUUACCGAAGCAAAAGACCAUAUAGGAAGAACAUCCGACAGCUCCCGAGGUGGCGAUGGAGACGACAAGGCAAUCUUCGCGGAACUCAAACAGGUGUCGAAUGGAACAUAUACCAUGCCCCGUGCGAAGCUUCGUGGCGGAUUCCGCUACUUGACUCUGUUCCUUCCUUACUCUGCUUCCAACUCAACUCUAACAAUCACCAACGUCACCUUGGAACUGUCCUUCCAACCAACUUGGAGCAACCUCCGUGCAUAUCAGGGCUACUUCGACUCCUCGGACAGCCUGCUCAAUAGGAUCUGGUACGCCGGCGUCUGGACCCUGCAAUCUAACUCCAUCUCCGGUGACAGUGGUAUGAGAACGCCGAGCCCCAAUACUCUAGACGGGUGGGACAACAUCGAGGUCAUCAGCGAUCAAGAUACGGUGCUUGUCGACGGCGCCAAGAGAGACCGCUUGAUAUGGACUGGAGAUAUGGGGACUGCGCUUCCGAGUGUCUUUGUGAGUACCGGGGAGCUGAAGAGCGCAAGGAGUGCUCUUGCUGUUAUAUUCGCAAAUCAGGCGGACAAUGGCCAGUUUCCGAAGGCCGGACCGCCAAAUGCUCAACUAAACAGUGAUACAUACCACCUUUGGCAGCUAAUUGGCACGUACAACUACCUCCUCUACUCUGGAGACACGGCUUUUGUCGUCGACCACUGGCCUCAAUUCAUCAAAGGCCUUAACCGAAGCUUGAGCCUUCUAUCGCCCAAUGGCAUAGUCAAGGUCACUGCAGAGCGCGACUGGGGUCGGUUCACUUAUGGUGCGGAGCGUGCUUCGGCCAGUAUUUUACUAUAUCGGGCACUCACCGGUGGAGCAGCAAUGGCCAGCUGGCUCUCAGACUCGAUCACCGGAAAUUGGACGGAGUACUAUAACGACCAAGCACAGACCCUCAAGACGGCAAUCAUGGAACACCUCUGGGACGACAGCGUCGGCGCGUUCAAGGAUAGCCCUGACUCGGUUUUGUACCCUCAAGAUGCCAACAGCCUAGCGCUGGCGUACGGCGUGAUCACGCCGAACUCGAACAGCAGUCAAGCCGAGCGCAUAUCGGACUAUCUCACGACCAACUGGACGCCGAUCGGGCCUUCAUGCCCAGAACUUCCGGACAAUGUCUCUCCGUUCAUCUCAAGCAUUGAACUUGACGCACACUUCAAAGCCGGCCGUCCGGACCGCGCACUAACACUUAUCAGGGACCUGUGGGGAUGGUACCUGGACCAUGAAAACGGGACGCAGUCUACGACUCCGGAAGGAUAUACCGUCGAUGGUACUUGGGAGUAUAGACUGGAGAGAAGCUAUACCAAAGGCUCGCCCUAUCUUUCCCACUCCCAUGGCUGGAGUUCUGGUCCAACGUCUACUCUCACGGAGUAUAUGCUCGGCUUGCGGGUGACGAAGCCAGCGGGGGAGGAGUGGGUGUUGUCGCCGGCAGCUUUUACGGAGCUGGACAAGUUCGAAGGCGGUUUCACAACAUCCUAUGGCAAGUUUUCGGCCAGUGUCAAGGUUGAUGGGAAAGUUGCGAGAGUGGAAUGGAAUACGCCGCGGGGAACGAAGGGGGUCGUUGAUCUGCCUGGGCAUGAGCCGUUCCGGGUGCGCGGCGGUAAGGGCUCGCGUAAAGUGAGAAUAUGA